GCUCUCCUCUCCUCUUUCCCCUACACACCAGACACAUCCAGACCGCAGACAUGGCUCCGUAAAGGUGCACAUGGCGGCCAGCAGCCAUGAACCAAAAAACAACUCACCAAAAACGACAGAUGCAUCUCCGAUUUGAUUGAUUUUGGACCGACCAAUUUCCACAUCCGCUGCAAUAUUCUUCAGUCCGGUGUUCAGCAGUCGGGAGAGGAGGCUGCUCGCUUGCAACUCUGUCUCCAUUUUCUCCAGACAAUUUUACGUUUAUCCCGAAAUAACAAAUAUAAAAACAAACAAAAAACAAGUCAUGGGUGUGCAGGGUUUCCAGGAAUACAUUGAGAAGCAUUGCCCCAACGCCGUGGUGCCGGUGGAGCUCCAGAAGCUCGCCCGGGGGAGUCUGGUUGGCGGCGGCCGGCAGAGACCUCCUCAAACCCCGCUCCGGCUGCUGGUGGACGCCGAGAACUGCCUUCACCGGCUCUACGGCGGCUUUUACACCGACUGGGUGAGCGGAGGCCAGUGGAACCACAUGCUCGGGUACCUCGCCGCCCUCGCCAAAGCCUGUUUCAACGGCAACAUCGAGCUGGUAGUGUGCUUCAAUGGCGCCCUGGAGAAAGGCCGUCUCCACGAGUGGGUCAAGCGACAGGUGAACGAGAGGCAGACCGCCCAGCAGAUCGUCAGCCACGUCCAGAACAAGGGGACCCCGCCGCCCAAGGUCUGGUUCCUUCCCCCGGUGUGCAUGGCCCACUGCAUCCGCCUGGCGCUCCUCAGGUUCCACAUCGGGGUUGUCCAGACCAUCGAGGAUCAUCACCAGGAAGUGAUUGCCUUAUUUCGAGAGAAUGGCUUCCAUGGCCUGGUUGCCUAUGAUUCGGAUUACGCCCUGUGCAACAUCCCAUACUACUUCAGUGCCCAUGCCCUCAAACUCAGCCGCAACGGCAAAAGCCUCACUACCAGCCAAUACCUGAUGCACGAAGUUGCCAAGCAGCUUAAUCUCAAUCCAAAUCGUUUCGUCAUUUUUGCUUCACUUUUAGGUAAUCACAUACUGCCUGAUGAAGACUUGGCUGCCUUUCACUGGAGUUUACUUGGUCCUGAGCACCCUUUAGCAUCCUUGAAGGUUCGUGCCCAUCAGCUCGUUCUUCCUCCAUGUGAUGUCGUCAUCAGAGCAGUCGCAGAUUAUGUCCGAAACUUACAAGAUGUCCAUGAUCUGGAGGCUAUCGCUAAAGACAUAUUUAAGCACUCACAGUCCAGAACUGAUGACAAAGUUUUGCGUUUCAAGAAAGCAGUGGAUUAUUACAGCACCGCCAGCAAGCCUCCUCACUUCCCCGCCUAUUUAGUCAGACCAAAUCAAAUGGGAAUGCCAGCAGCAACUCAGAUGCUUAACAUUCCAGGCAAACCUGGGGUCCAGCAUGGCUUCUCCGGCCCUCCACUGGCGGGGUCUGUCCAUGAGCCGGAGCAGUCUAGUAAAGGGCUCUUAGAACAGAACAGCUACAGCAACAUUCCUAAUGACGGGAAGCAGCACACGCCACUCUACGAAAGACUGUCCCCCAUCAACCCCAAUCACAGCGCCACCUCCAAUCACACAGACCCGGCCUCCUGCACCACCUCGUCCACAUCCUCAUCCUCAGAGAACGAGGAAAACACCGGCUCCACUGCCAACCAUGUAAGUGACCAUAAGCGAUGGGACAAACAGAAGAACCAGAUGGACAACAUCCCAGAAGGAGACCAUGGGGACCAAAAUAAAUCUGAUCCUUCUGCGACCUCUCCCGUGAACCAAGGCCUGGAGGGCAAAGGUCACAUCGGGGUCAACGUCCAGAUUCCAUCCCUGCUUUCAAUGCCAACAAGAAACCACAUGGACAUCACCACUCCUCCUUUACCAGUGGUGGCGCCAGAGGUGCUGCGGGUCGCUGAGCACAGACAUAGAAAGGGCCUCAUGUAUCCAUACAUCUACCACGUUCUUACCAAGGGUGAGAUCAAAUUAUCGAUCACAAUUGAGGAUGAAGCUAACAAAGACCUGCCCUCUGCGGUGCAGCUUUACCGGCCUAUCCGUCAGUAUGUUUACGGGGUGCUCUUCAGCCUGGCCGAGGCCAAAAAGAGGGCAGAGAGACUGGCCAUGAGGAGAAAUCGCCUCCCUGAAUAUCCAGCAGUUAUCAUAAAAGAAUGGGCCGCUUACAAAGGCAAAUCACCACACACCCCUGAACUGGUGGAAGCUCUACCCUUCCGGGAGUGGACCUGCCCAAACCUGAAGAAACUCUGGCUGGGCAAAGCGGUGGAGGACAAGAACCGCAGGAUGAGGGCUUUCCUGGCCUGCAUGAGGUCUGACACUCCGGCAAUGCUGAACCCUGCCAACGUCCCCACACCUCUCAUGGUGCUGUGCUGCGUUCUGCGGUUUAUGUUACAAUGGCCAGGAGUAAGAAUUUUGCGUCGUAACGAACUUGACGCUUUCCUAGCUCAAGCACUUUCUCCUAAACUUUAUGAGCCUGACCAGCUGCAGGACCUGAAGAUUGAUAACCUGGAUCCACGCGGCGUUCAGCUGGCUGCUCUUUUUAUGAGCGGCGUGGAUAUGGCACUGUUUGCCAAUGACGUGUGCGGGCAGCCCAUUCCCUGGGAGCACUGCUGUCCGUGGAUGUAUUUUGAUGGAAAGCUGCUACAAAGUAAACUCAACCGGGCCAACAGGGACAAGGCCCCGCUCAUUGACCUCUGCGAUGGUCAGACUGAGCUAGUUGCCAAGGUGGAGAAGAUGCGUCAGAGUAUUCUGGAGGGUCUGAACUUCUCUCGCCCACCACAGCCCCUUGCCUUCCCUCCGCCACCUCCACAUGCAAUGCCUUUCUAUCCGCCAAACAGCACCUUCUACCCUCCACCGCCUCUGCCCCCGCUGCAGGGGAGAGGGAGAGGCAUGCCUGUUGGACUUCAGGCCAUUCCAUCACAGGGUGGUAAGCUUGAGAUUGCAGGCACAGUGGUGGGUCAGUGGGCUGGUAGUCGUCGUGGCAGAGGAAGAGCCCCAUUUCCCAUACAGGUGGUGUCAGUUGGUGGACCAACCAGAGGUCGUCCAAGAGGUGUGAUUUCUACUCCUGUUAUACGGACCUUUGGACGAGGAACCAGAUACCUUAGUAGAGGGUUCAAGAGUCAGGGAUCAUACCAGAGCAAGCCUGCAUAUGCUGCCUCAACCAAUGAAGUGAUAAAAGACCGAAAGAAGCCAAAGUUGGCAACCGACGCACCACAUCUGCCCUCAGAUGGCUCCACAGUGGCAGAAAAUGGCUUGGCGGAGGGUAAAGAUGCAGACCAGCUCAGUGGGAACCAAGGGGAAAGCAGGGCUCCAAACCAACCUGAAAGUGCCUUUAGCAACGAAUCUAAAAUGUGCAAUACUAAUCCUCAUUUAAAUGCACUAAAUGAAGACGGCGAGGGCCACAGAGAUGAAGCUCUGAGCGUCGCCGUCUUACAAGCAGAAGAGUAAACCUAUUUUUAUAGAGAGGGUGAUGGAAGGUGAAGCGUUAAGGAAUAUUUGGAAGGAUGGAAGGCCUACAGUUGGUGCACAUUUUUUCCUCUCUAAAGUGAUAAACGAGGACUUAGGAAUCUUUGAAAUCCCUCUUCGAUGUCAACGAGUUAAAACCACAAGCAAUGAUGAGGAAACCUCUCGGUAAAACAUAGAUAUACAAGUCAAAAAUAUUGGAGAAUCGUAGCAGUUUUAUGAUGAUGAUAGACUGUGUUCUCCCUCGUCGACGUUUCAGAAGUGGUUACAUGAAAUUAUUUCACUUUCGCGAUGAAAUAGAGAAACCGAAAUAACUAAUUUUCCUUUGCCAGUCUUUUAGUUUUAGAACGUUGAGGUUCAAGUACCAUAUAUAUAAAUAUUUGCCAUUGUAAUUGAGUUUGUAUCGUCACAGUAAAUGCUUUUAAUCUUAUGGUUUGAAAACGUAAAGCUCACGAUUUGAAAAAGAGAAGGCAUUUCUCACGUGUCAGCGUUGUGAGUUUACUCCUGUUUCAAAUGUGCGGUUGUUUUGACAUUGAGUAACUAGUGUUAUUACUGCACUACUGCAUCUUGCGUUCUGAUGAUUUCGAUGUCACACGUUAGCGGUUAAUGCGUCAAAGAAACGGUUUGAAAAACCUCACAAGCUCUUGAAAAGCACCGACGUCUCUUUUUCCGUGUCAGAAAACGCCAUGCAUCAGUGAUCAACGAUUAACGUGGUUUCUUGAAUCAACCGUAGCACAUUAGUACAACUGUCUCAGCUAAACUUUCUGCAUGGCUCACGAUUAAAAGUUUUAAACAAACAAAAUGGUGUGUAGUUAUGAUGCAUGUUGUCCUAUUUCUUCAUUACAAAUACUGUGCCCAUCUGCAAAAUUGAAAAAAUAAAGGCUGAUAAUCAGUAAUAGUCCUAUAAAAGGUGUUAACUGUUAGUCAGUAACUGAUUUGCUCUAACCUUAAGUUGAUUAUUUUUGUGAUUUAUUGACCUCUGUUGUAUUUACUCCAACAUUAUCUAGCCACUUUAAAUAUUGUUAAUCCUGCUGUACUCAUCACUGUAUACAUUAUUGUUCUCUGUUGCUGUUUUCCGCAUUCAUACUAGCAGACCAUCUCUGAAAAAACAAAAUGUUCGAAAAAAAAAUGGCUUUGAUCUUGAUAAAUUCUCCCCCUUUUCUUAGCUCGAUACAAGUUUUUGCGAAACAUUGGACCCUCCCAUUUGAGAGUUUAGCCUAAGCAAGUACACUUGUAUUCAUUUUGAUGUUUACUUUAGUGUUAUAAACCUACUUCUAAACAAGAAUCAUUACUUCUCCAUCUAAUCCUCCUGAUGCUUUUCAUUGCACAUUAGUGAUCAGAAAUAUGGUGUAUUCCCCUCAGUCCCCUGCCGCAAGUCUAAGUAGGUUACCUUGAUGUAAGUUGAUCGGAGUUUCUUCCUAACUCAUGGGUUGUUAAAGAAUGAACUACUGUUGGGUUUGAGUGAUUGUUGAUGGGUUGUGGUGUGAUGUAUUUCGAAGGAAAUUGAAUGCAACUUACAAUGCUUAAUAAAAGUCUUUAUUCUUUUAGAAUAA
Molecule: messenger RNA, 5010 nt
Organism: Danio aesculapii
Lineage: Eukaryota; Metazoa; Chordata; Actinopteri; Cypriniformes; Danionidae
Product: constitutive coactivator of PPAR-gamma-like protein 1 homolog
Exons: 17
Coding region: 302-3442 (1046 amino acids)
Cellular component (GO): nucleus
Source: RefSeq, a predicted model, not a curated record